CCACCGCGUCCCCGCGUGUCCCAUCAGUGUCCCCCGGGGGUGUCAACCCCCACUCCACCAGCGUCCCCUCCGAGUGUCGCCUGCUCAGAGCAUCCCCAGAGUGUCCCCAGAGUGUCCCCAAGGCCAUGGAGCUCCAAAAGCUGUCCAAACCCCUGCUGGAGUCGCUGGUGGCCAUGGUGGACGCCCUGGGCAAGGUGGUGGCCACCGUGGCCGGGCCAGAAGGGGACGUGCUGUUCACGGAUUCCCGAGGGUCGCUGCACGAGGCCCUGGAGCUCUUCACUGAAAACCUCAAGGCCACCCUGCGCCUCAGCGCUGCCACCGCCUUGGGCAAGACCCUGGCCAAGGCCAGGACCACCCCAGGGGCCACCCGGGCCAGCGUGACAAGCGCGGCCAACGCCUGGCAGGACUCGGUGACCGAGGUUGUGGGUGAAUGGGACAAACUGGUCAGGAAAGCCACCGAGCUCCUCCAUGCCUGCAAGGAUGUGGUGGCCACCAUGGGAGGCACCGUGGACACCAGGGACCUGCAGGAGAAGGUUGACAGGUGGCUAAAGUCCGUGCAGAACCUGGUGGCCAAGACCUGGCGGCUACCUUUGGCCACCGACAAGGAGAAGGCGGCCGCAGCAUUGGAGGAGUACAGGAAUGAGGUGGGGGCGGCCAAGGAGAACACGCUGGUGGCCCUCAAGGCCGUGGAAGAAGCCGUGGUGGCCACCAGCCAGGCGAAGGCGGCCAACAAGGCGGCCGAGCGGGCGGAGAAGGCCCUGUGGCCACUAAAGGCCUUGGUGACCACAUGUGUCAAAGUCAUCAAGAUGUUCCAGGAGCUGAGCUGUACGGUUGGGGACAUCCAAGCCACCCUGAAGGGGACAAAGGAGGAGUCCCCGACCAAGCUGGUGUCGGCUGAGCGGCUGUGGAGGGCCAGUGAGAAGCUGGUCGAGUGUCACCUGAAUGACAUAAUUGGGGACAUCGAGGAGCUCCUCCCAAAUGGCCCUGGUGGCCGUGGUGGCCUCAGUGGCCACACGGUGGCCGAGAAGUGCCAAGAAGCCAUCAAAGACAUCCCAAAGCUGCUGCCGAGACAGUGAUGUCACCACGGUGACGUCAUUGGGGACGGUGACAUCACAGGGGGGACAUCGCUGGUGACACUUGUCUCCUACCCAGCAACCCCAAAAUCUCAGGAAUUCCAUUGGAAAUCCCCAAAAAUCCUGGGAAUUCCACUGGAAAUCCUCAAAAAAUCCCGAGAAUUCCAUUGGAAAUCUCCAAAAAAGGGACCUGGGAACCCCCAAAAUCCCGGGAAUUUCAUGGGAAAUCCCCCACCAAAAUCCCGAGAAUUUAAUUGGAAAUCCCCCAAAAUCCUGAGAAUUCCAUGGGAAAUACCCAAAAAAGGGAACUGGGAUCCCCCCAAAUCUUGGGAAUUCCAUUGGAAAUCCACCAAAAUCCUGAGAAUUCCGCUGGAAAUCCUCCCAAUAAUCCCAAGAAUUCCAUUGGAAAUCCCCAAAAAUA
Messenger RNA from Catharus ustulatus (Swainson's thrush), 1494 nucleotides. RefSeq lists its product as uncharacterized. The transcript has 2 exons. Lineage: Eukaryota; Metazoa; Chordata; Aves; Passeriformes; Turdidae. Bases 126 to 1076 code for a protein of 316 amino acids. The record is from RefSeq and is a predicted model, not a curated record.